Messenger RNA from Daphnia pulicaria, 795 nucleotides. RefSeq names its product serine hydrolase-like protein. The record is from RefSeq and is a predicted model, not a curated record. NCBI's taxonomy places the organism in Eukaryota, Metazoa, Arthropoda, Branchiopoda, Diplostraca, Daphniidae. The transcript is spliced from 6 exons. The coding region runs from base 1 to 795 and encodes 264 amino acids.
AUGGAUGGUUUGCGCAAAGAAAGGAAGAAGCUUUACUGGAAUAGCCUUGAUGAACAGCUAGUUGUGAAAACAAUGAUGUUCAAAGCAACAGUGAAUCCUGGAAGAAACGAUCGGUUCGGUGCAAUGCGUUACGAUCCCGAAUUUCUCAAAGAAUGUUUGCGAAUCACACAACAGAUUCCGGUAUGGGGGCCUGAUGAUGGUGUUCCUGUUUUGGCACUUCAUGGAUGGCAGGAUAAUGCAGGAUCAUUUGACACUCUUGCUCCUCUGCUUCCAUCGAAUAUCCGACUAGUUUGCCUUGAUUUUUGUGGUCAUGGUCUUUCGUCCCAUUACGCACCAGGAAUGUUUCUCAACUAUUAUGAUCAUGUCUAUCAUGUAAAGCUGGUGAUAGAUUAUUUCAAGUGGAAAAAAGUAAACAUUUUGGGACACAGCAUGGGAGCAAUUACUGCCAUUUUCUUCGUUUCCAUGUACUCAGAAUUAGUGGAUAAGCUCAUCAGCCUUGAUGCAGUCAAACAACUUUCAUCCUCUGCUGAAUACCUACCUGCUCGUAUGAAGGGUGUUUUAACCAAUUUUCAAGAAAUUGUUGAAAGACUCCAACAGGGACCCUUAUCAUCUGUGUCUUACGAGGAUGCUCGCGAAAGAGUUGUCAAGAAUUACGGUGGAUCCAUUGACGAAAAAGAUGCUGAUGUCCUUCUUAAGCGCGGUUUGCGUAAAUUAAGUGACGAAGAUGAAUACGAAUUCACUCGCGAUUUGCGCUCUACCUGGCUCGUGGUAUCGUAUGUCCGUUUUUGCUUAUAA